GUUAAAUUGAUUAUGAUUGACAUAUUUUUAAAUAAUUCAUAUUAGAUAAUUGUUAGAUUGACAAUUGAAAGGGAAUAAAACUUAAAUGAAAAAUUAAAUUUUUAAUAUAAUGAACAUUUUAUUAGAAAAACUCAACCCAUUAAUCACAAAAUGUGGACUUGAUAAUACUGAUAAUCUUGAGUUACUUAGAGUACCAUGCAAAAAACUUGGAGUUCGUCCUGCUCAUCUUGUUUUUAGUUUAUUAGUUACUUCAUUAAUCAGUAUUGUUUUGGGAAUUGCAGCUCGAUUUUUAUCUACAUUUGUUUCUAUGAUUUAUCCUGCUUACCGAAGUAUCAAAGCUAUAGAAACAAGCAGUAUAGAUAUUUUAAUCAUUAUUUAUAGAUAAAGAUGAUGAUAAAUAAUGGUUGUCUUAUUGGAUCUUAUUUUCUAUUAUAACAUUAGCAGAUUCAACUAUUGGUUGCCUUUUGGAAUUUAUACCAUUUUAUCAUGUGCUUAAAUUAUCUAUUUUUGUUGUUCUCUUUCAUCCAAAUAUAAAUGGAGCUGAAAAAGUUUAUUUGACAGUAAUCUAAUUCUUUUAUAUCUUAGUUUGUUUAACCUCUUUAUUUAAAAUAUCAUUAAAAAAUUGAUGAAAAACUUAAUAAAGUAACAGAUAGAUUUUGAAAAGGU
Messenger RNA from Paramecium sonneborni, 666 nucleotides. Lineage: Eukaryota; Ciliophora; Oligohymenophorea; Peniculida; Parameciidae. The record is from the annotation of a GenBank genome assembly.